AUGCGCUUCCUAUACAGAAUACCCUUGGCUGCUCUUCUAGUUGCUGGCGCGCUGUUCCUGGUUUCAGCCUUUGUCUUCCCCGUCAGCGAGACCUCCUACGCGGGCAACUACCAUCUUCGUCAUUUAUCAGCCGCCGCACGCCGAGAAAUGCGUAGCCAAAUAUCUCCGCUCUCGAAGACAGACUACAAGGAGGAAACCGGCUUAGAAAACACGAGUCUCCAAUUCGCCCUUCGUCCCGGAACUAUAGUGAGCAUUUAUCUACCACACGCCGGAUUUCUCUGGUCGGAUUUCAACGCAUGGGACGAGGAACACGCCAUCUUUUACCCCUUGGAUAUGUCAUCCUCUUCGCUAGAGGCAGCGACUUGGCGAGUUGUUUUCAAGGAUCCAAUUGGGCGUAUGAAACCGUGGGUAAUUCAGCGCCCUGUUACUUCCUACUCCCCGAGUGGCACAAUUAGCCCGGUCUUGCACGGUGAUCGAAUCCUCUUACGUGACGCCGAACUCGAUGGAUUUCUCACUGCCGAGGCGCAGCCAUCGAUCCUUGACCGGCUCUUCCUUGGUGGUGACCCGACUACUGGUCGACAUGAAGUGAACGUACAGGCCGUGCCGGGAAACGGCUCCCUCUGGACCAUCAAAUACAAUCCGGCCACUGACUGCGGAUUUCGGUUAUAUAACCCAGAACGCAGCUGCUAUCUGUCAUCAUCGCUACGCAAUUUUCCAGACUGGGACGGUGCAUUAAACGACACGAUCGCUGCAUUGCUUCACUUGGAGCUCGAGGCGACCUGUAUGGCAGAGCCCAAAGACGCCGUUUCACGAUUGUUCCUUGUUGAUGGCAACAGUAUCCUCACUGGCAAGAUACUCCGCAGUAUCAUUUGUCUCCGCAGCAUCAUCGAGACUGCGCGCAAAUCGCUGAAUAUUACUCGAAAUUGCUGGGGCUCUUAG
Messenger RNA from Penicillium brasilianum, 939 nucleotides. The record is from the annotation of a GenBank genome assembly. Lineage: Eukaryota; Fungi; Ascomycota; Eurotiomycetes; Eurotiales; Aspergillaceae.